AUGAGUACAGGAACAAGCACCUUUGUUAUCAGAUGGAUCAACUUUCUCACCACACUUUUAGCAAUAGCCGUCAUAGGCUUUGGGGUUUGGAUGAGCACUCAUCAUGACGGCUGUCGGAAGUCCCUCACUGUCCCUGUCCUAGGCCUUGGUACCAUCAUAUUUGUAAUAUCGAUGAUCGGAUUCUUGGGUGCAGUGAAGAACAACUCCAUAAUGUUAUGGAUUUAUCUGAUCAUGUUAUGCUUCAUUCUGGUGGCAAUAUUGGUCUUCACAGUUUUUGCGUUUAUUGUAACAAAUAAUGGAUCUGGUCAUAAUGUAGCUGGUUUGAGGUACAAGGAAUAUCAACUUCAAGAUUACAGUUCAUGGUUUCUAAAACAGUUGAAGAAUAGCCAUAGCUGGAAGCAGUUGAAACAUUGUCUCGUGAAAUCUGAUAAUUGCAAUAACCUAUCUAAAAAAUAUAAGACUCUUACACAGUAUAAAUUGGCAAAACUAACCCCAAUUGAGUCUGGUUGCUGUCGACCACCAUCUGAGUGUGGUUAUCCUGCCGUCAAUGCCUCAUACUACGACUUGAGCUUUCAUCCAAUCAGUUCCAACAAGGACUGCAAACUCUACGAAAAUUUCAAGCACGUCAAGUGCUAUGAUUGUGAUUCUUGCAAGGCUGGAGUUGCAGAAUACAUGAAAACCGAAUGGAGGGCGGUUGCAAUCUUUAACGUGGUUCUGUUCAUUGUCUUGUCAAUAAUCUACUUCAUAGGAUGUUGUGCCAGACGAAAUGCUGCAAGAAAUCGAUCUAAAGUCUGA
Messenger RNA from Cornus florida, 795 nucleotides. Its product is annotated as tetraspanin-10-like. Gene Ontology annotation, biological process: auxin-activated signaling pathway. Gene Ontology annotation, cellular component: plasma membrane; plasmodesma. NCBI's taxonomy places the organism in Eukaryota, Viridiplantae, Streptophyta, Magnoliopsida, Cornales, Cornaceae. The record is from RefSeq and is a predicted model, not a curated record. The transcript has 11 exons. Bases 1 to 795 code for a protein of 264 amino acids.